CUCAGAGAUUCGUUUAGGGGUACGCGACGCCCCGACUUCGAACCAUUUUCCUACAUUCAUGUCCUAAAAACUCUCUCUCUCUCUAUCUAUCUCUCGACGUUUAUUCCUAUCUGAUUCCAUUUAGAUCCAAUAUUCUUUCCGAACCAAACUACACCCACUCCCUCUAUAGAUCUAAAACCAGUUCCUUCCUUACAAUAUUAUAUCAGAUUUUGAUUAUAAGAAAAUGGACGCCCAGAAAAUGCAGAGAUGUCAUGAAUACGUUGAAGCGCUUGAAGAAGAACAAAAGAAGAUUCAAGUUUUCCAACGAGAGCUUCCUUUAUGUUUAGAGCUUGUCACGCAAGCUAUAGAGGCGUGUCGGAAGGAGCUGUCGAGUACUUCAACGACCUCAGAGCAGUGUUCGGAGCAGACGACUAGUGUUUCCGGUGGUCCGGUCUUAGAGGAGUUUAUCCCGACCAAGAAGACCGAGGAAAACGGCGAACACGAAUCUCCAACUCCACCUGAAGAGAACGUUAAGAGAUCAGAUUGGCUCAGAUCUGUUCAGUUAUGGAAUCCUUCACCUGACACGAACACGAACACGAAUGAGGUGUCUAAUCCGGAACGUGUAGUAGGUAAGAAGGCGAAAGUGGUUGAGGUGAAACCAAACAACAGCAACUGCGGUGGGUUCCAGCCGUUUCAGAGGGAGAAAAAACGCGUUUUCUCCGAGAGCAAUGAUCCGCAGCCCGCGGCGGUGAAAGCGGUUGAUUCAGCUCCGGCGGUGAAAGCGGUUGCUUCGGCGCCGGCGCCGGCGACGACCACUAGCUCCACCACGGAGACAUGUGGUGUUGUUGGUAAAGGGGGAGAGGAACAUAUACAUCAGCAACAAUCGCAAACGCAAUCGCAAACGCGUAGAAAGCAAAGGCGGUGUUGGUCGCCGGAGUUACACCGACGGUUCCUUCACGCGCUUCAGCAGCUCGGUGGAUCACAUGUUGCUACUCCAAAACAGAUAAGGGAUCAUAUGAAAGUCGAUGGAUUAACAAACGAUGAAGUUAAAAGCCAUUUACAGAAAUAUAGACUUCACACAAGAAGGCCAGCGGCGUCGAUGACCCCGCAGGGUAACGGAAACUCGCAACAACCGCAGUUUGUGGUGGUCGGAGGGAUAUGGGUGCCUUCGCCGCCACAAGACGUUCCUCCACCUUCAGAUUUAGCCAACAACGGUGGUGGUAUAUAUGCUCCAGUGACGCUGCGACCACCAACAUCACCACAAUCUCCUAAGCGUUCGGUGGAGAGAAGUAGCGGCCAGUGCAACUCACAGGCGGCAUCUUCAUCUACAAACACGGCAACUUCUUCUCCUGUGUCAUAGUAGUGUGGGUUUGAUUUUGUAGGUUUGAUGCAAGUGAAUGUAAGAUUGUAACCAAAGAGUGUUCUUUUGUUAGUAUGUACACGAGGUAAGUAAAGAGUAUGCUUUUAUGCUUUGAAUAUUCCCUUGUUACUUUUUUUUUUUGCUGUUCAAGUUUUGACAGAUUUUGGUGAUGGCAUAUAUACUUUGUAAGAUUUUAAGAAUAAUACAUGAAAUAAUUUUCAAGUUUCA
Messenger RNA from Raphanus sativus (radish), 1567 nucleotides. RefSeq names its product transcription factor HHO2. Bases 224 to 1339 code for a protein of 371 amino acids. Gene Ontology annotation, molecular function: DNA-binding transcription factor activity; DNA binding. The transcript has 4 exons. The record is from RefSeq and is a predicted model, not a curated record. Lineage: Eukaryota; Viridiplantae; Streptophyta; Magnoliopsida; Brassicales; Brassicaceae. Gene Ontology annotation, biological process: regulation of DNA-templated transcription.